Mustela lutreola (European mink) is the source of this 1898-nucleotide messenger RNA. It is a transcript of the gene LGALS7, whose product is annotated as galectin 7. Lineage: Eukaryota; Metazoa; Chordata; Mammalia; Carnivora; Mustelidae. Bases 36 to 455 code for a protein of 139 amino acids. The transcript has 4 exons. The record is from RefSeq and is a predicted model, not a curated record. Gene Ontology annotation, molecular function: carbohydrate binding.
CCACCAGCGCCAUUGUCUGCCCCACUGUCCCAGCCAUGGCAGGGAGUUCUAACGUGCCCCACAAGACCUCGCUUCCUGAGGGCAUCCGAGUGGGAACUGUUAUGAGGAUCCGUGGUGUCAUCCCAGAAAAGGCUGGCAGGUUCUAUGUGAACCUGCUGUGCAGCGAGGCCCCAGGGAGUGAGGCCGCCCUUCACUUCAAUCCGCGCCUUGAUGAGUCCGCUGUGGUCUUCAACACACUGGAGCAGGGCACUUGGGGCCGAGAGGAGCGCGGCUCAGGCAUUCCCUUCCAGCACGGGCAACCUUUCGAUGUGCUCCUCAUUGCCACGGAAGAAGGCUUCAAGGCGGUGGUCGGCGACUCGGAGUACCACCACUUCCGCUACCGGAUCCCGCCGGCGCGCGUGCGCCUCUUGGAGGUGGGCGGGGACCUGCAGCUGGAUUGCGUGAAGAUCUUCUGAGACCCCCCACCCCGAGGGGCUGGGGGCGCUGGGGUUCGGGAAUGGCAAAUAAAGUUUCAGCCCACGUCGGUGCGCCUGCUCCGUGUCUGUGUCUCCUGCGUCCAGACGCGGAAAGCAGGUUCAGAGAGGGGAAGACUCCCAAGGGUCCCACAGAGAUUCCGCGCCGAGGCGGGGUGCGGGACCCGCUGUGGGGGGCCGGUGUGUGGCUGGUCGGGCUCUGGAGGGUCGCGAUCGGGUGGGGCUGUGUCUGGGGUCGUCUUCCAGCCGCGCUGGGCAGAGCUGCCCAGGGCAGUGCGGGUAGGGGGACCUGAUGGGGUUCGGAGCGGGCGCAAGCUCGGCCUGGCGCCUCGUCUGCGGAGCAACGGGGCUCGGUGUGCUUGCAUCUGCACACAGGGGUUGCGAGUCUCCGCACGCCUGGUCCCUUGGAGAGCCCGAGCUGGCGGCGACGCGGCCUGGGACCGCUGUGGGUGCGGGGAGCCGGCUGGCGCGAGGUGGGGCGGGACAGCGCACGGGGCGUCACCGGCUUCCCCGCUGUCCCAGACUCGGGACUGGCCCCUGCAUGUGCGCCCCAAGGCAGACGCGCACUGGAGCUGCAUCUACCUGCGGAGCGGACGUGGGUCAGGACGAUCCGGCGUCUGGGUCCCCGCUGCGGGCAUGCGCCCCAUUCCCACACUUCUUCCACCCGGGCUCCUGCACGGCUCCGGCCACCGGCUCCUUGCCGAAGUGACAACAGGGUGGGAUCGGAGUAGUUUACGCCCCCACACAGACGCCCAGUCGCCCCCACCGCUAGGCGGUGCGUUUCUGAUCCGAGGAGGUGGCUGCUCGUUCCUUAAUGGCUGUGGUUGGAGGGAGGUCAUGACUCCGCGACCGCGACACUCUGCAAUGGCCGUGUCCUAAUUGUGAGAUAGUUCGGGUCGGCUGGCAAGGUUCGCUCACUGCGGUUGGGGUCCUGGCGGGGAGUCUGGGCAAAGUCGGGAGCCAAGCCUCUGGAGGGUUUUGCCUGCGGCUUCCGGCCUGGGAUCCCUUGGAGAUGUAGAACACGUCGCCUCCCUGUGGCCUCUGCCGGUGGUGCAAUAUCGUUAAUGGGCGUGGGAAGGAGGGUGCUUUUACUUUAGUUUCCUCUGAAGAUGCAGAAUUCUGUGUGAUCUCCAAAUCUGGAUGAAUUCGAAUCCUUUCAGAACUGAACUUUCUCUGCACUUCCGAGCUUCAACGUGGAGCAGCCCCUCUCCAUUCUGGGCCCUUCUUUGUAUAUUUAUGGGUGGGCUCUGGCACCUUCGGUCUUCCUCUCCCAGUGGGAGACCUUAGAAAUCUAACAUCCAUUGGUACACCAGGGAUCUUUGUUAAAUGAAUUAAUUUUUAUUUCAUUUGUGUCAUGUAGUUUUUUAACAUUUAAAAAGAAAUUUGUACCUACCCAUUGGGUACAAAUUUGGAAAAGGACAGUGA